AUGACCGAGCCAUCACCCCGAGGGGUUCGUUUUUCAGACACCGAAGAUGAUGGACGUCCGGAUAAGACUAGGAGCCAUCAUCCCAUCGAACACAACGGCGAUCCUCAUGCGACAGAACGACAAGACGAGCUGGGCAACCUAUCCCUAUACGAGACAUCGGGCCACACAGGAUCUUUAACCUCACUACUUCCUGGAACAGUCAUCAACGGUGCCCCAAAGCCACAGACGCCCAACGGCUCCCGGCCACAGCGACCACUAGGACCUACCCGGACACCAUCGAACACGUACAAUCCUGCCACGUCAAGAAAGCCAACUCACCCACCGGCCACACCUUCUUUCACAGAGUCUAUCCGAUCGUCGUCUAAAACACGCCCACGGCAGAAUGAAAGCAGGUUUCGUGCACAGGAGCGAGCGUACGUGCAGAAACUCCGACAAGAUUACAGCGGAGGGUAUUUCACAUCAUACUCUAAUUUGAACGGAAAUGAUUCAGACUCAGAAGGGGAGACACCCUCAUCGGAGGGCCCAUACGACGACCGUUUCGACCAGGAGACUAUCAUGUUCUACGGCAACGACAAUCUCCAACCCACAGACGAGGACUUGAAAGAUCCAGAAAACCGCGAAAGGCUCGAGUGGCAUGGCAUGCUCGAGGCUGUUCUUACCGGAGAUGUAGUACGACAAGAAAAGAAACGGUUGAUUGGAUCCGCGGACCAGCAGGCUGGGAAAAGCGCCCACAAGACCGAACUGUGGCUGGGUAUCCGCUCUAAAGUCUGCGGAAGACAUAUUCCUGUCCAACGACGUAUGCUGGAGGAAUCUCGAUCUACACUUGAUCGCACUCUCGACGAAAUCAUCAAUUUCCAAAUAAAGGGUGAGAGUGAGGCUGGAAAACCCCCUUAUGAACAAGUCAAAGACAUGGUCGGCAAGAUCCAGAUGUGUGAGAAUCUGUAUCCAUCCUGGGCCUCACUUGCAGCGGAGCACAAGGCAGCAGAUUCUGCUGCAUUCAAGGAGGCGCAUGAUUCCAUUAUCUCAUGGUACAAUACCAACGAAAUGAUCAACACUGAAUUAAACAUCUUGAAGAAAUGGGUCGGAAACGAGGAACUCGACUUUACACGCACGAAGCAGCGAUCGCCCGCUGUGAACGGCAUUAGUAACGACGAAACAUCCUUCCUUGACCGAUUAAUGAAAGAAGACGGACUACAAUCACUCUACAACGAUGACGACGGACAUCUAGAGAAGGGAAUGCUUGCGCCUAUAUCCACCGUUAUUAGCAAGGCGAAGGAUACUCUUAUCAGGAACUCCGAGCCCUUCCGCAAACGUCACUUACCACCAUACCUCGAGGAGCUACUCACAUUGAUCAGCUUUCCCUCGCGCCUAAUCGAGGAGAUCACCCGCACGCGUCUCGCUUAUGCUAGGAGAGUUAAGGAAUCUGCCCAGCAAAACCCUUUGAUGCAAGAUCAGAUGAUCUCUCAGUUUCAGCUACUGCUCAAGUUUGCUAUACGUAUCAAGAUUGAGUGUACUUCCAUUGCAAAUCCCGAACCAGGUUGGGACCUGCCACCUUGUAUCGACGAAUCUUUCGAUCAAGUUGUAUUGGAGGCUUUGAAGUAUUACUUCAAGAUGCUAAACUGGAAGCUAAGCGGAAACAAAAACACUUUCAAAGAGGCCGAACUUUUGUUCCAAGAAUGGGACUUUGCCAACGAGAUUGGCAGCCACCUGCAGCGUGGCCACAUCGAGGUUGCGGAGCAGUUCAGCUCACUGACGUUUAAGGCGUUGCACAGACUUAGCCAGACUUUUGAGAAGGAACUGCAAGCGAAGCCAAAAGAAACAGCGUCUGAGAUGAGCAAACGUUACAAGGCCUGCCUUGAUUCCGUACGAGUCCGUCAGCGAAUGCUUCAGCGAUUCACUCGAAUGCUGAACGAUAAUUAUGAGCACGCCUCCGACUACAGCAUUUCGUUCCCACCCGAAACCAUGCAAAAGUUUUAUGAUCAGCUAGUUGCUUCAGGCCAUUUCCAAGUUGACACUCGUCUUCUCGAACAGGACAAUACCUAUGUGAUUGCGUCUCCCGAGUUGCGUGAGCGACUUGAAGAUAUUCAGGCUAUGAUGGCCAUCACAUCCAAAGACCAAUUUCCUGAUGAGCUCGGAGAACAGUAUCUUCUUAUUCUUCGGCCGGAGGAUCCAAUUAACUGGUUUGGCGAGGUGAUCGAAGUUCCGCUUCGUGAUUUGAAUAUUGACAUGAAGCGAGGACACAUUCGACUUUGCGCUUCCAGCCCACAGACUCUACAUAACGCACGAAGGGCAUUCCUUGACAAUGUCGAUAUGCAUGUUGAUCUCGUCCAGGAAUCGAGAUCUAACAUUCAGAAGGUCAAUUCAAGGUUGACAGAGAUUAGGCGAGUGGCUUACAAGCUUUCCAAUACUUUCAUGGACAGUGUGGAAAUUAUCAGGAAACAAGCCAAAGGUAAAGAUUGCCAGGAACUUAUCCAGACAUGCUUCGUGUUUGCUACAGAAUUCGGACAACGUUCAUUGCUCUACAUGGAUAGCAACAGACGACAGAUGAACAACCUCAAGUUGACAAAGCUUGCCCUCGAUUGGGUUAGCUUCAUCUGCGACGACUGUAUCGCAUCAGAUCGAAAGACGUUCCGUUGGGCUGUGCUCGCGCUUGAGUUGGCCAUGGGGAUGACGAGAGGACGACACAUUCUGGCCCUUGGCGAAGAUGAGUAUGCCAAGCUUCGUUCGAAGGUUGCUGGGUGUAUGUCUCUUCUCAUUUCCCACUUCGAUAUUAUGGGCGCCAGGUCAAACUUGGCCGCCCAGGCCGAGAAAGAGCGAAUCGAGGCACUUGUCGGGCAAUUCCGAAAACUCGACAAGAACAGAAUGCUCAACGACGAAGAAGCCUCUCGUUGCAUUACAGAGCAGCGAAUGGAGGAGCUCGAAAGAGUGGACGAGUACCGACGCGAGAAGGUUGCAGAGAGACAGGGAGUCGGAAGAGUACUGGAGGGUAAUAACGAGGUCGACCGGUCGUUGGCAUACCUUUCGUCUUCAGCAACCAACGUCACAAUGCGUUGGCAACAAGGCCAAUUCGUAGGAGGCGGCACUUUUGGCAAUGUCUAUGCAGCUAUGAACCUCGACACUGGCCAUCUGAUGGCUGUCAAGGAAAUCCGACUUCAGGACCCCAAGCUAAUACCCCAGAUCGCCGAACAAAUCAGAGAGGAGAUGGGAGUGCUGGAAGUGCUGGAUCAUCCCAACGUGGUCUCGUAUUACGGCAUCGAAGUUCAUCGAGAUCGAGUAUACAUUUUCAUGGAGUUCUGUUCAGGAGGAUCUUUGGCUAGUCUCUUGGAGCACGGCCGAAUCGAGGACGAACAAGUUAUCAUGGUAUAUGCACUGCAACUCCUCGAGGGUCUCGUCUAUCUGCACGAAAGUGGCAUUGCCCACCGAGACAUCAAGCCCGAAAAUAUUUUACUCGACCAUAAUGGAAUCAUCAAGUAUGUGGACUUUGGCGCUGCCAAGGUUAUUGCCCGACAAGGACGCACACUUGCUGGAGAUAUACAGGCGACCAUGCCAAACCGAUCCAUGACAGGAACACCGAUGUAUAUGUCACCCGAGGUGAUUAAGGGGGAGAACCCUGGUAAGCCCGGGUCUGUCGACAUCUGGUCCCUGGGCUGUGUCAUUCUAGAAAUGGCUACUGGCAGAAGACCUUGGGCACAACUGGACAACGAGUGGGCGAUCAUGUACAACAUUGCCCAAGGAAACCCACCUCAGCUACCGCCCAGCGACCAGCUCAGCCCUCAGGGACUCGACUUCUUGAAGAGGUGUUUCACAAGAGACCCCCGAAACCGAUCGUCAGCUGUUGAGCUACUGCAGCACGAAUGGAUCACAUCGAUUCGAAGCCAAGUCGUAGAGCCUGCGACACCGAGCGACACAAGUAGCUCGGCACAAUCAACACCAACUGUUGGCUCAACAUCGAGCAGACUUGGAGGAUCCGAUGGGUUCUACUAG
Messenger RNA from Fusarium coffeatum, 3984 nucleotides. RefSeq lists its product as uncharacterized. Lineage: Eukaryota; Fungi; Ascomycota; Sordariomycetes; Hypocreales; Nectriaceae. The transcript is spliced from 2 exons. Gene Ontology annotation, cellular component: cytoplasm. Gene Ontology annotation, molecular function: MAP kinase kinase kinase activity; ATP binding. The coding region runs from base 1 to 3984 and encodes 1327 amino acids. Gene Ontology annotation, biological process: protein phosphorylation; stress-activated MAPK cascade. The record is from RefSeq and is a predicted model, not a curated record.